Molecule: messenger RNA, 5572 nt
Organism: Fundulus heteroclitus (mummichog)
Lineage: Eukaryota; Metazoa; Chordata; Actinopteri; Cyprinodontiformes; Fundulidae
Product: glutamate receptor, ionotropic, delta 2
Biological process (GO): synaptic transmission, glutamatergic; modulation of chemical synaptic transmission; monoatomic ion transport
Cellular component (GO): plasma membrane; postsynaptic membrane
Molecular function (GO): transmitter-gated monoatomic ion channel activity involved in regulation of postsynaptic membrane potential; glutamate-gated receptor activity
Source: RefSeq, a predicted model, not a curated record
CUUGUGAGCUGAUGAACCGUGGUAUCCUGGCUCUGGUCAGCUCGAUUGGCUGCAUGUCAGCAGGUAGCCUUCAGACACUGGCUGAUGCCAUGCACAUACCCCAUCUCUAUAUCCAGCGCGCCCCAGUGGGAACACCCCGCUCGACAUGCUCACCCACCAGUCGUAUUCCUGGAGCCGACGACUACACCCUCAUGGUCCGCCCACCUGUGUUCCUCAACGAAGUCAUCAUGCAGGUGGUGUCUGAGUACAGCUGGCAGAAGUUUGUCCUGUUCUAUGAUUCUGAUUUUGACAUUCGUGGUAUUGAAGAUUUUCUGGACCGUACCUCUCAGCAAGGAAUGGAUGUGUCCCUUCAGAAGGUGGAAUCUAAUGUCAACAUGAUGAUCACCGGUCUUUUCAGAACAAUGCGUGUGGAGGAACUCCAUCGAUACAGGGAUACGCUACGGCGAGCAGUGUUGUUCAUGAGCCCAGCUACUGCCAAGGCUUUCAUCACUGAGGUGGUGGAGACCAACCUUGUUGCCUUUGAUUGCCACUGGAUCCUGAUUAAUGAGGAGAUCUCAGACUAUGACUUACAGGAGUUAGUCAUGAAGUCAAUUGGCCGGCUGACUUUAGUUCGCCAGAUGUUCCCAAUGCCCCAGAACACAACUCAACGCUGUGUCAAACACAACCACAGGAUUAACACGUCCCUCUGUGACCCUAAAAGCCCGAAGGCUCAGCAGCUUGAGAUCACCAAUCGUUACAUCUAUGAUACUGUUUUGCUGCUGGCCAACACCUUCCACAGAAAGUUGGAGGACAGAAAAUGGCACAGCAUGGCCAGCCUGAGCUGUAUCAGGAAGAACUCCAAGCCUUGGCAAGGGGGCAAGAGCAUGCUGGAGACUGUCAAAAAGUUUGGAGUGAGUGGCCUCACCAGUUUCUUGGAGUUCACUGACAAUGGCACCAAUCCCAAUAUCUUCUUUGAGAUCCUGGGAACAAAUUAUGGAGAGGACAGGGGCCGAGGAGUCAGCAGGCUCGCCACAUGGGACCCAGUUCAUGGACUGAAUGGUACUCUGACUGACAGGAAAUUGGAAAACAACAUGAGGGGAGUGGUGCUAAGAGUCGUCACAGUUCUGGAGGAGCCAUUUGUGAUGGUGUCAGAGAAUGUGCUUGGAAAACCAAAGAAGUACCAAGGCUUUUCAAUCGAUGUCCUGGAUGCCCUGUCCAACUACCUGGGCUUUAAGUAUGAGAUUUAUGUCGCUCCAGACCACAAAUACGGCAGCAUGCAGCCCGACGGCCAGUGGAAUGGGCUCAUGGGUGAGCUGGUUUUUAAGCGAGCUGAUGUUGGACUCUCUGCUCUGACCAUCACGCCUGAGCGGGAGAGUGUUGUAGACUUCACCACACGCUACAUGGAUUAUUCUGUGGGCGUUCUGCUGCGCAAGGCCGAGCGCACAGUGGACAUGUUUGCCUGCCUGGCACCCUUCGACCUGUCGCUGUGGGCGUGCAUUGCAGGCACCGUGCUCCUCAUUGGCAUCCUGGUGUACUUGCUCAACUGGCUCAACCCACCGCGGCUGCCCAUGGGACCUGUGUCUUCGACCACACUGUACAAUUCCAUGUGGUUUGUGUAUGGGUCCUUUGUGCAGCAAGGUGGAGAAGUUCCAUACACCACCCUUGCAACCAGGAUGAUGAUGGGCGUUUGGUGGAUGUUUGCUCUCAUAGUCAUCUCUUCAUACACUGCCAAUCUAGCAGCUUUCCUCACCAUCUCACGAAUAGAGAACUCCAUACAGUCUCUGCAGGAUUUAUCAAAGCAGACUGAGUUGCCUUACGGGACAGUGUUGGACUCUGCAGUAUAUGAUCAGGUGCGCUCAAAGGCUAUGAACCCCUUUGAGAGAGAUCCCAUGUACUCCCAGAUGUGGCGGAUGAUUAAUCGCACUGGAGGAGCAGAUAAUAACGUUGAGGAGUCGAGGGAAGGCAUCCGAAAGGUGAAAUAUGGCCGCUUCGGUUUUGUGUGGGAUGCAGCAGUGCUGGAGUAUGUCGCCAAUAAUGAUGAGGAUUGUUCCUUCUACACUGUGAGCAGCAAUGCACCAGACCGUGGCUAUGGCAUCGCCAUGCAGCAUGGCAGCCCCUACAGGGACAUUUUCUCCCAGAGAAUCCUGGAACUCCAGCAGAACGGCGACAUGGACAUCCUGAAAGUCAAGUGGUGGCCCAAGGACAGUCCGUGUGACCUCUACAGCUCAGACAAGACGCGGCAGAAUGGCAACGCACUCGACAUCCACAGCUUCGCCGGAGUUUUCUGCGUCCUGGCAGCUGGCGUGGUGCUCUCCUGCCUCAUUGCUAUGGUGGAAAGCUGGUGGUCGCGGCGGAAGGGAUCCAGAGUCCCUUCCAAGGAGGACGAUAAGGAGAUCGACCUGGAGCACCUACACCGCAGGGUUAACAGCCUGUGCACCGAGGACGAAAGCCCCCACAAGCAGUUCUCCACCUCUUCCGUCGAUUUAACCCCACUCGAUAUGGAUGCACUUCCCGCUGCCCGACAGGCUCUCGAGCAGAUCAGCGACUUCCGCAACACGCACAUCACCACCACCACCUUUAUCCCUGAGCAGAUCCAGACCCUGAGCCGCAGCCUGUCCGCCAAAGCCGCCGCGGGGUUUUCCUCCGGUUUUGGUGGCGGCCCCGGCCUUCAGGACCACCGAACUGGCGGGGUGGGCCCCUUUAGACAAAGGGCUCCAAAUGGUGGCUUCUUCCGCAGCCCCAUUAAAACUAUGUCCUCCAUCCCUUACCAGCCAACAGGUCCGGGACCCAACUUCGGAUACGGCAACGAUCCAGACAGGGGCACCUCCAUUUGAGGUGUUGCAGUGGAUAGAGUUGGUUUGGGAGGAGAAGUAAGAGGAGGUUUGAGUAUGUCAUGGGGCGGUUGAACAAAUAUAUCAUGGCUAGGCUAAAAAGUCAGAGGAUAUAUAUAUAUGUGUAAACAGGAAUAUUUGUUUCUGUUUUUAGUUUCUGCUCGGAUAUCCAAGGGUAUUAAUUUUAUAUGUGGGUGGAGGGGAGGGGGGGUGGGUGGAGGUCUGAAGGGAAAAUCUUCAUCCUCCCACAAACAAUGCAUCUCUGCUUUAUUGUCGUUGUUCUUGUGGUUGUUUGGGGGAUUAUUUUUGGGAGUUGCAUCAGAGAUGGCACCUGUUUUUUUUUGGUUUUUUUGUGUGUGUGUGUUUUUUUUACUGAUGUUUUAGUUUUAUGACAGGAGGACUUUCUUGUGUAUUGCUGAAAUGACCUGACACUUUUUGCUGUAUGAGUAACCUUCUGGGUGGCUUUAGUCAAAGACUAGUUUACCACCAGGAUAUUAUCCGCGUUAGCUCCUGCGUUGCCACUGGUGAAGGAUUUUAUCUCCCUUCAGCCAUGAAACAACUUCCAGGGGUUCUAACUGCUAGCAAAAAUAAAGCAUUCUCAUUAUGAUAACAAAACACAUAGGUUGUCCUUAAAUCAACACCCUACAGCUUGUGGUGGUUUGCACAGGCCCUAGGUGAACAAAGAGGAUUAAGUAUUUCCAGUUUAACUAUGCCUUUUUAUGAUUUGAGAGGUUGUAAUCAUUAUUUUCUCCACUGGCUUUGUUGUUUCAACGGCUUGGGUUUUGAAUAUUUGAGCAACUCCCGGACGCCGUCCACAGUGGGGGGUUGUCCGACCAAGACACAAGACCUCGCAGCCGAACACAAGCCGAUGCCACCGCGGUGCAUCGGUGUGAAAACUGCUGUAAUGCCAUGGCAGUGCGACUGUGUGCCGCCGCAACUCACCAGUUUGGGUGCAUCAAUCUUUAAACUUCUUCUGCCAUUUUUGGUGCAUCAGCCUGAAACUGUUUCCACCACUUUGAUGCACAUUAAACUCAUUAUCAAUCCUUCUGCACUGUACCAGUGCCCACAGACCUGUAAGUGAUUGUAUGUAGAUCCUACCUUUUAUUUUUGUUCACCUGUAUUGUGCUAUUCUGCUUUUAGAGUCAAGGUGAGACCCUCCAACCAGACUCUAAGAGAUGUAGGAGAAAUGAACAUUCAUAAAAAGCAGCUAAAAAAAGUAAAAAAAAAAAAAAAAGACAAGCUGAGAGACUUCACAAAGCUUAUGCUUAUUAAAUGUCUUUUAUUGAGUUUUGUUUUGAGAAAAAAAAAUAUUUUAAUGCGUGGAAUGUGUUUUGGUCAGGAAGUACAAAAAAGUUAACAUUGUUCUGAGCUGUCUACUUGUUUUUUUUUUUUUUUUUCUAUCUCUCUCUGAGAAAACUUUGGAAAAACUGCUGAACAAUUGCUGUAGUCCCUGAUUUUGUGUCACAGAGUCAUUCAAACUUCUGCUCUUUGAUUUCCCUCUGUUGAUUAACCUUUUAGUGCUACCGUAGCUCUGGUGUUUAGAAGAUAAAAGCUCACUCUGCAAUGUCAGGUCACAUCCAAGAAUCAUUAAUCGCGUCGCGUCCUACCGGGUUCAAGUGCUGAAAUGAAGUGGAAUCUGCGGUGGGCCAAAGCCAUUGCAACGGCGACGUCAGUACAAGCUCUAUGUGACAACCAGCUGGCGGUACUCUCCCAACAUCCUAGAAAUCCUGAACAACUGCUGUGUACCAGAAACGAUUGGAAGCAGCAAGUCAUUGUUGAGCUGGAGGCGAAGGCAAUGUCUCGAAGAAUCAGUGGUCAUCACAACCUAAUGAGUCCAAAACACACAUUGAUUUCAUAUUUUUCACUUUAAAGGUACUAUUUCUGUAACUUGUUUUUAAGUGCCAAUUAAUUAAAACAAAACCAUUAAGGUGCAUUUUUUUUUAUUUUAUUUUUUUGGUGGGGAGUGGGAGCGGAGCAUUUUUUGUGGAUUACUUUGUGGAUUAGAGGGCAGGUGGGUGAAGUGGAACCAAACCUUUUUAUUUCACUAACACUGUAUUAAUAAUUGAUAAUGUUAGUUGUUUAGAGCGAGUUUUUGGUUUCUUAUCUUUUUGAGCUAAAGCUGCAAACUGUUGUGUGUAGAGAAUUCAGUCGAGCCACAGUGUUUUGAAGCAAGCAUCGUUAGGGUUUCGUUUCUUAUAUUAGACUACAGUCAGACUAUUGAAUGGCAAAUAGGACACAUGCAUUUAAAAAGAUUUAUUUAGUAUAAAUGAGAGACAUUAUGGAAAUGUAUAUUUUACAUGUUGAUGCUAUUUUUGGUUAACAAAAAGGAAAAGACUAUCAUGUUGAGCUUUAGUGUUGAGUUGAGCAGGUAAAUUGCUGCCUUCGGUUCUCCCCGUCCUGCCCAUGGUUAACAUAAACAUACGCAUUCACACUAAUGGUUUGCUUUUUUCUUUUUUUUUUUGUUAUGUCAUUCAGAUUAUUAUUUUUUUCUGGCUAAAUAACAAAACUUGGCAAGUUCACUAAAGAUAAAGCAUGCACAAACUUGCUGUUUUAGCUAUCUGUUAACAUUUUUUAUUUCAUACAUUAGAACGACAGGAUUUACUUGAUAAUUUUCCAGAAUUUAUGAUGUACAGUAUUUAAUAUAGGCCUAUUUUGUUGUAUGUGUUGCAUAAUAUUCAAAAACCGAAACAAACUGGGGCCUCUGUUACAAGUGGCGAAGCUUUCUGUGUAUAAUUUGUCUAAUAAACAGGUUUUCUACAGUG